UGUAAAAUGCGAAUCUGCCUUCACAAAUCUGCACAGAAACCAAGAGAAAAGGGAAAUGAGAUGAGAAAUUAGAAAAGACGAGUAAAAGCGUCAACAAAGGAAGCAACACAACGUCGUAGACAGCAGGAAGUGCAGACACUCACUCAUUCAACAGAGUGACAAACGAGAUUCCAAGCAGUCGACUCGCAGUGCACGCUCCAGUGUGUGCAAUUAAAUGGCAAAUGGCAGUGCUAACGAUGCGACAGCGGCUACCCAGGAGGAGCAACAAGCGCCACAUAAGGAGCAGCAGUCCCUACUGACAGGAGCAGGUCGAGGCAAGGGACCCCAGAGGGAGGAGCCAUGCUCGUCGUCAUCCAGAGGAGUUAACGACCUGGUGGCGGACCUCUGCCUGAAUGGGAGUUUGUCUGGCAGCGGCAGCAGUCGCAGUGAUUUCACGAAUACACGGGCCAGCACAUCCACCGGAGCUUCCACGGGAGCCACUGGAAGCUCCUUCUCCUCGUCUUCGUUCUCAUUCAAGCACUUUCUCAACAGCAGUGGCACUGUGACCGCGCCCUCAAGCACGGUAACGUCAGUGGAUACUACAGCCGCAGUUCAGACAUCGACGGGAGCCCGGCCCAAGGUGCCGCAGUCGACCUCGGGCUCGCUCAUGCAGCCACCGGACGCAAACGGGAGCAGUGCCUCCUCCAAGAUGAAGCGCUCUCCGCGCUUUAGUUCCUUUGACUCGCAGGCGAGUUUGGCCGAGUACGCGGCCUGUGGAGGAGGACCUGCAGCACCCAGCAGCAGCGGAUCCCGUCAGCGCCCGGACCUGCGGCUGGGCCAUGAUGAUGUCCAUGCCCUAGACAAUGACGACGACGAUCACGUAUCUCUGGCCCAGGUGCGAAACAACAAGCUCUUCGACGAGCGCAUAGACGAUGACAUCUUUCCGUCGGCAUCCUCAAAUUUGAAUUCAAGCAGUUCCAGCUCGCGGUACGUGCCGCGCUCCUACUCCAGCUACGACAUGCCGCCCCAUGUUCCAUGCCCCUCAUCCUCGCCUCGACGACGACCGGCCGGAAAUCGGGAUUUGCGUCCCAACCGGUUGGUUCUGACUGCUGCUCCCAAAAUGAAGCUGGACCUGCCCCUGGAUACAUCAAACAUGACAGCAUCCGGACCUGGUUGUGCUGUUGGUGGAGGCGGAGCAGCAGCCGCGCUGCCAGACUUUGUGCAGGACCACUUGCCGGAUGCGUGGUGCGCCGUACAGGAUGCACACCUGCGCUCGCCACCAAACUCUCCGUUGGGUGCUGCCGAGGCUCCUAGCGACGCAGUUGGUGGCGGCCUGCUGCCAUCAGCGCUUGCCUCGCUUGGCCUGCCUGGUGUUGCUUCCCUGCCCGGUCCACCAGGUGGAUCGUCGGGAGAGUCAGGCCCAGGGCCGUCCGCUGGUUCCACAGCCAAAAUGCUGCCCGACUUCCUCUCCGAUGGCCCCAUCAUUCACUCGUCCCAGCGCCUGGCUGAUGUGGCCAUUGGGCUGCCAUCCAAUUCUAUUGACUCGCCGCCCCAGGAGGCGGCCGGCCCGUUGCAGCUGUCGACAAUGCGCCAGGAGAACGAACGACUGCAGCGUGAGCUGCAAGAGACUCGAGUGGAACUGAAUGCUCAGACCAGGAGAGCUCACGAUUUUGAGCAGCAGCUUCUUCAGCUAUCGGAGGCCUCGCGACGGCGAGAGACGCUAGCCACGACGGCCAACACACAGAACACGCAGCGUCUGCGACGACAGGUUGCCCAGUUGGAGGCGGAACUCUUUGCUCUGCGUGGUGGCACGGAUGGCGCCAUGGGAGGAGCUAACGUCGGGACUCCUGGUGGUUCCAGUGGCAGUGGCACUGGCAGUAGCGUGAGUAGCACAACGCGUCCGUCCAGAACGCAUGAAGUGUCGCGGGAUCUACGGAGUGCCGCCGACAAUGCUGAACAGAAUUUAAGGCAACUGCUGACUGGCGUGGAAAAUCUGCGCCAGAUUGCGGCCAGCCUCGAACAGUCAACAGCCACACCAAGAAGUCCAGAUCUGUAUCCCGAAUUCAACUGAGCGACCACCGCAGCAGCAGCAGAAGAUUGAACAGAACUCGGAAAGAGCAGCAGCUGCUCCUCCUGUGUUUCGGUUAUUGUUGUUUGUGUAAUAAUUGCAGGCCCCGGAUGCCGCCUAGAGCUUGUUUUUAGAGAAAACCCGCCCCCGCGCAUAGUUUAUGUUUCUGGUCGUCUCGUAUAUUUUUUGCAAAGGGUUGCGUUAGGUCGGAUAGGUGUAAGGGUCGAAAGGAUGGACAAUGUGAGAAUCAAAGCGCAAACUCGUGAUGUUGAUUGAUAAAGGAAAAUACAUAUAUUAUAUUAAAUUACACUAUA
Molecule: messenger RNA, 2361 nt
Organism: Drosophila guanche
Lineage: Eukaryota; Metazoa; Arthropoda; Insecta; Diptera; Drosophilidae
Exons: 4
Coding region: 215-2050 (611 amino acids)
Source: RefSeq, a predicted model, not a curated record